CAGGCCCUACAAUAGAGACUGGGGGAGAAAAGUUGAGAGCGGUGCCUGGUUGUGUUCUGUAUGGCUGAGGAGCCUUCCUGCUAGUAGGCGGGGCAGAGGGAGGAUAGCGCGUGCGCAUAGGGGACCUGUGGCCCUCCUCGGCACAAGGGGCUUGCUGGGAAAGAAACGGCAGUCAGGUAACGGCAGCGCCCCGAGUUCCCUCCCCCUUUGGGGGGUCUGUGGUGGCAAUGGCCGUUGGGAAUUGCAUGGGUGUUUUUUUCUGAAGGGGUAGCCUACAUGUGCUUCUGUAAUUCGUGGAAGAAUGACAGAUGACAAAGACAUACUUAGAAAAGUGUGGUUUGGACGAAUACCAACCUGUUUUACCCUUUAUCAAGAUGAGGUCACUGAAAGGGAAGCUGAACCUUACUAUCUGCUGUUACCUAGGGUUAGCUACCUGACACUUGUAACAGACAAGGUGAAAAAACAUUUUCAGAAAGUUAUGAGACAAGAAGAUGUUGUAGAAAUAUGGUUUGAAUAUGAAGGCACACCACUGAAAUGGCAUUACCCUAUUGGCUUGCUCUUUGAUCUUCACGCAUCAAAUUCAGCACUUCCUUGGAAUAUCACAGUGCAUUUUAAGAACUUUCCAGAAAAAGACCUUCUGCAUUGUCUUUCUAAGGAUGUUAUUGAAGCUCAUUUCAUGGCUUCUAUAAAAGAAGCUGAUGCCCUAAAGCAUAAAAGUCAAGUUAUCAAUGAGAUGCAAAAAAAGGAUCAUAAGCAACUUUGGAUGGGAUUACAGAACGACAAAUUUGACCAAUUUUGGGCCAUAAACAGGAAACUCAUGGAAUACCCUCCAGAAGAUAAUGGAUUUCGCUACAUCCCAUUUAGAAUAUAUCAGGCAACAACUGAGCAACCUUUUAUACAGAAGCUAUUCCGUCCUGUUGCAGCAGAUGGACAGCUAAAUACUCUGGGGGAUCUCCUAAAAGAAUUUUGUCCCACUGCUAUUAGUUCUGAAGAUGGUGAAAAGAAGCAAGUAAUGAUUCAUGGAAUAGAACCGAUGUUGGAGACACCAAUACAAUGGCUAAGUGAACAUAUGAGUUACCCUGAUAAUUUCCUGCACAUUGGUGUCCUUCCCCAGCCUGCAGAUUGAAGUGUUGGCUUGUGUAUAUGAAGAUCAUGGACUGGAACUACAAAAUCAACUUUUAACUUCUGCCAGUCAUGGUGGGAACAACCUGACUAGAAGACUUUCCUGCUGCUAAACAGGAAGAAAUAUGAGAGAUCAGGAAUUGGACUGACCAUGUCUUGCAUCACCCAUGGUUUUCUCCACUGCUGUCAUUUCAACUGUGACAUGAAAAACUUUAUAUGACAUCUGCAAGUCAUCUUCUCAUUUCUUGUUAAAAUAAUAUAAAUAAGUUGAAAGCACGGAGAAUGUGGAAAUAUGUACCACUUUGUAUUUCUUACUAAUCAAUAAACAAGGGUAUUUUGUAAA
Molecule: messenger RNA, 1465 nt
Organism: Sphaerodactylus townsendi
Lineage: Eukaryota; Metazoa; Chordata; Lepidosauria; Squamata; Sphaerodactylidae
Gene: ATG5
Product: autophagy related 5
Exons: 8
Coding region: 302-1126 (274 amino acids)
Biological process (GO): C-terminal protein lipidation; cellular response to nitrogen starvation; nucleophagy
Cellular component (GO): phagophore assembly site membrane; cytoplasm; Atg12-Atg5-Atg16 complex
Source: RefSeq, a predicted model, not a curated record